AUGAUAGACAUAAAUAUAAGCAGACCAUGGAAUGAAUUUAUUUUCCAAGGAUUCCCUAAUAUUUUUGGAUCUGAAAGUGGACUAUUUGCUUUAUUUCUGUGCAUGUAUAUCAUGAGCCUAUUGGGCAAUCUGAGCAUUGUUUUUGUGACCUAUUUGGACUCCAAACUUCAAUCACCAAUGUUCUUCUUUUUAGGAAACCUGUCAUUUCUUGAUAUUUGUUAUAUUUCUGUGACAGUGCCAAAAAUGCUGUCUGAUUUCCUGGAAAAGAAGAAAAUAAUUUCUUUUACAGGAUGUUUGGUACAGAUGUUAAUGUUUAUCUCCAUGCAAGGAACAGAAGCUUUCCUCUUAGCUGUCAUGGCUUAUGACCGUUAUGUAGCAAUCUGCUCUCCAUUGUGCUACACAUCCAUCAUGAAUAGGAUCACUUGUCAUUUGCUGGUUGCAGUUUGCUGGACAAAUGGAUUGUUAAACUCUAUAGUGCACACAACUCUCACAUUUAGUCUCCCUUUCUGCAAAUCUCAUCUUCUCAAUCAUUACUUUUGUGAUAUUCCUCCACUACUGAAAAUUUCAUGUAGGGAUACUUAUGUUAAUGAGCUAGUUCUCUUUGUGGUGGGAGGUAUAUGUGUAGGCUUUGCUAAUUUCCUAUUAAUCCUAAUCUCCUACACUUUUAUUCUUUCUGCCAUAUUGCAUUUACCUUCUAAAGAAGGAAAACAUAAAGCUUUCUCCACCUGUUCCUCUCACCUCAUUGUUGUUGCCCUGUUUUAUGGGACAGCCAUGUUUAUAUACAUAAGGCCUUCUUCUUCAUAUUCUUUACAGAGAGAUAGCGUGGUGUCAAUUUUGUAUAGUAUUUUGGCUCCUAUGUUGAAUCCAAUUAUAUAUAGUUUAAGGAACCAAGAAAUCAAAGGAGAAAUUAAAAAGAUUGUUGUAAAUAAAUCUGCUAAAAUGCUAUCACACUAG
Pseudophryne corroboree (corroboree frog) is the source of this 954-nucleotide messenger RNA. RefSeq names its product olfactory receptor 5V1-like. Bases 1 to 954 code for a protein of 317 amino acids. Gene Ontology annotation, biological process: G protein-coupled receptor signaling pathway. Lineage: Eukaryota; Metazoa; Chordata; Amphibia; Anura; Myobatrachidae. The record is from RefSeq and is a predicted model, not a curated record. The transcript has 2 exons. Gene Ontology annotation, molecular function: G protein-coupled receptor activity; olfactory receptor activity; odorant binding. Gene Ontology annotation, cellular component: membrane.